AUGGCCCACCAGUACCCCGACCUCAGAGACCGUCCUGUUAAGGAGACUAUUUGUCUCUUUGAUGUUGACGGGACUCUCUCACCUGCUCGACGGCAUGCGAGCCCCGAGAUGCUGGAUAUUCUGGCAAGACUGAGACAAAAGAUCGCAAUCGGCUAUGUUGGCGGUUCAGAUUUCUCCAAACAAGAAGAACAGCUAGGCAGUCCCACGGUUCCUGUCACCGAUGUCUUCGAUUUCUGUUUCGCCGAGAAUGGCCUCACAGCCUAUCGACUUGGGGAGAAACUACCUUCCACCUCGUUCAUUAGUUGGAUUGGGGAAGAGAAAUACCAGAAGUUGGUCAAGUUCAUCUUGAAAUACAUCGCAGGGAUCGAAGGUCUCCCAGCCAUGCGUGGAACUUUCAUCGAGUUUAGAAAUGGCAUGAUCAAUGUCAGUCCGGUCGGUCGUAACGCCAGCCAAACUGAGAGGAGCGAGUUUGAGGCCUGGGACAAUAAGACUCAGACUCGCGCUAAGCUUAUUGAGGCGAUCAAGAAGGAAUUCCCCAACCUCGGACUCACGUACUCCAUUGGUGGUCAGAUCUCAUUUGAUGUCUUCCCUACCGGAUGGGACAAGACGUACUGCUUGCACCAUAUCGAAGCCGAAGCCGACCCCACAAAAGGAUUGUCUGGUGUACAUUAUAAGAAUAUCCACUUCUUUGGUGACAAGGCAUUUCGCGGUGGUAAUGACUGGGAGAUCUACCAAGACUCACGAACUAUUGGGCACGCUGUCAAGGACCCAGAUGAUACAAUCAAACAACUGAAGGAACUGUUUGACGUUUGA
Molecule: messenger RNA, 813 nt
Organism: Exophiala aquamarina CBS 119918
Lineage: Eukaryota; Fungi; Ascomycota; Eurotiomycetes; Chaetothyriales; Herpotrichiellaceae
Product: phosphomannomutase
Exons: 3
Coding region: 1-813 (270 amino acids)
Biological process (GO): protein N-linked glycosylation; GDP-mannose biosynthetic process; mannose metabolic process
Cellular component (GO): cytosol
Molecular function (GO): phosphomannomutase activity
Source: RefSeq, a predicted model, not a curated record